GGCUCGAAGCGCCGCCCCGGGGGGCUCCAGCUGUCGCACAUCUGGAUCCGCGGAGCCCCGCCCAGCGGCGGCGACCACAGAGGCGGCCCCGGCGCCAGCCCCGAGUCAGCCGGGCAGAGGAGGAGCAGGAGCAGGAGCGGGAGCAGGAGGCCCGACCCGGAGCAGCGCAGCGUUUGUGGGGCUCGGGGGGAGGGUCCAGGGCUCCGGGAGGGCUGCGCGGGUGCCGGACCCGCGGACGAGAGGAGGCCGAGGCCGGCCGAGGGGCUCCGGCUCCGGCCGCCCCCGCCGGACCGGCCGCUCCGCCAGGAGCUGUGUACAAACAAGGACCGCGGGGGCUGGCGCCUCUUAAGGUGGACUGGACUGCUUAAGGUGGACUGGCAUCCGUGCGGGGGUGUGGGGGUGCUCCCUUUUCCCUUCCUUCCCCCUCUUUCUCAUCUCUCCCCCCCCUCUUGCAUCAGACGCUCGCUGGAUUCUGGCGCUCGGGCCGAAUCGGCCGGACUUUGACCAUUUCUCCACGGGGCUUGACCCUCGGGGUGCCCGGAGUUAAGAGGCCACAGAGAAAGCGAACCCGGAGCAGGACGGACCCCAGCCCCUCACCCCCCAUCUCAUCCAGCUGCUAACGAUGCCCCCCACCCAUUUUUACUUAAGAGGAGAGCAGCCCAUGGACCGGGGAGUGGGGGAAAGGAGCCACAGGCCCAGCGACCCCGAGUUCGUGGGAACCCUCCGUGGGCCUGGCCAGCCCCGGGCUCAUUCUUGAGCCUACCCCGCGCUGGAAGAAGGGACCGCUUCUGGGUCCGGCCCCUGGCGCCCACCGCCUUGUCCUGAGCCCAGCCCACGUCCACAGCCUUCUCUUCCUCGGACCCCCCACCAGCUGCGUGCCCGACGCCUGCCCAAGGGGAUGGAGACAGUGGGAAAGUUUGAGUUCAGCCGGAAGGACCUGAUUGGCCACGGGGCAUUCGCCGUGGUCUUUAAAGGGAGGCAUAAAGAGAAACAUGAGCUGGAGGUGGCCGUCAAGUGCAUUAACAAGAAAAACCUGGCCAAGUCUCAGACCCUGUUGGGAAAGGAAAUCAAAAUCCUGAAGGAAUUGAAACAUGAAAAUAUCGUGGCCUUGUAUGAUUUUCAGGAGGUGGCCAGUUCAGUGUACCUGGUCAUGGAGUACUGCAAUGGGGGCGACCUUGCUGACUACCUGCACUCCAUGAGGACCCUGAGUGAGGACACCAUCCGCCUCUUCCUCCAGCAGAUCACAGGCGCCAUGAAGAUGCUACAUAGCAAGGGCAUCAUCCAUCGGGACCUGAAGCCUCAGAAUAUCCUCUUGUCCUACUCCGGGGGCCGAAAGUCCAACCCCAACAACAUCCGGGUGAAGAUCGCGGAUUUUGGAUUUGCCCGUUAUCUACAGAACAACAUGAUGGCGGCCACGCUCUGCGGUUCCCCCAUGUACAUGGCCCCCGAAGUCAUCAUGUCCCAACACUAUGAUGCCAAAGCUGAUCUAUGGAGUAUCGGGACAAUCAUUUACCAGUGUCUGACAGGAAAGGCCCCCUUCCAGGCCAGCAGUCCGCAAGAUCUACGGCUGUUCUAUGAGAAGAACAAGACGCUGUUGCCCAGCAUCCCCCGGGAGACGUCCAGUGCCCUGAGACAGCUGCUUCUGGGCCUCCUUCAGCGGAACCACAAAGAUCGGAUGGACUUUGAUGAGUUUUUCCAUCACCCUUUCUUGGAUGCAAGCUCCUCCAUCAAGAAAUCUCCCCCCGUGCCCAUGCCCUCUUACCCCAGCUCAGGCAGUUCUUCCAGUAGCAGCUCUACCUCCCACCUGGCCUCGCCUCCUCAGUCCCUGGGGGAGAUGCAGCAGCAGCUGCAGAAGACACUGACCUCCCCGGCCCCAGAUACCGGAGGCUUCUUCCAGGGCUCCAAGGACUCAGGCGGCAGCAGCAAGAACUCUUCCUGUGACACGGAUGACUUUGUCAUGGUCCCCGCCCAGUUCCCAACGGACUUGACAGGGGAAGCUGCCGGAGCCAAGGCCCCUCAGGACAGUCUGAUGUACAGUGGGAGCUCCCUGGUGACUUCAGCUGGGCUGGAGAGCCAAGGCCGGACGCCAUCUCCCUCACCACCCUACAGUGGUUCCCCCAGCCCCUCUGGCCGACCCAGUGCUUUUUCCAGCAGCAGGUAUGGCCCGUCCGUCCCCAUCCCUGUCCCCACUCAGAUCCAGAACUACAGAAGAAUCGAACAGAACCUCCAGUCCCCCAACCAGUACACUCCGCCACCACCACGGUCUGGCAUGGUUCGGAGGUCCAGCAGCACCAGCCCCCUGGGCUUUAAGACUGGCAUCUCCCCGCCAUCCUUCCCUGAGCACGGAGCCACCUUUCCCAGGAAAUCUUCUUUGGGAGGUGCCAAGCCGUAUAACCCAUCUCCCCAAGCUGGAGCCAUCCCAGAACGUCCAGGACAAAGCAGGGUCCCCUCCCCACAAGGCACGGAGAUGUGUGGACUUGGCGGCGGUGGUAGCAGGGUCUCCAGGCCUGGCACCUCUCUCCCAGAACAUUCUCCCAGGGGGCUUGGCUACCGGCUGCACAGCGCCCCCAACCUCUCUGACCUGCAUGUGGUGAGGCCCAAAUUGCCCAAGCCGCCCACAGACCCUCUGGUGGCUCCCUUUGCUUACUCCCAGGCAAGUCCGCCCCAACAGCACUAUGGUCUGCAGCCAUGCCGGACCCUCAGGGCAUCCCCGAAGCUGCCCGAUUUCAUGCAGCGGAACCCCCUCCCCCCCAUCCUGGGCUCUCCCACCAAGGCUGUGCCUGCAUUUGAGUUCCCCAAGACGCCGAGUUCCCAGAACCUGCUCACUCUCCUGGCCCAUCAAGGGGUAGUGGUGACCCCCACACGGAACAGGACUCUGCCUGACCUUCGAGAGAUGGGCCACUUCCAGAGCCCACCCAGCCUGGGCUUGAGACCCGUGGAAGAGAUCAAGGGACCCUUUGGCAGGUCCCUCAGCACCGGUCGCCUCACUGACCUGCUCCUCAAAGCUGCAUUUGGGUCUCAAGCCCCUGACACAGGGAGCAACGAAAGUCUUCAGGAGAAGCCCAUGGAGAUCGCUCCCUCUGCUGGAUAUGGAGGGAACCUGCUCCCGGGGGCUAGGGCCGGGGGCUCCUCCAGCCCCUCCCCUGUCAUAUUCACGGUGGGCUCCCCUCCCAGCGGCACAACUCCACCCCAAGUCCCUCGGACUCGGAUGUUCUCGGGUCCCUGCUGGCUGCCUCUCCUUCACACACACGCAGAUACCCUCCUCUUGGGCUCCUCCAGUUCCCAGAGCUCGGGUGGCUCCUUCAGCAGCCGCCACCUGAUCCCUGGCAUGGGAGGUGAGGCGGCGGAGGCCCCGACCAAUCUGCGCUGCUACGGCUUCACUGACCCCAUCACUGCCAACCUGGAGGGGGCUGUCACCUUCGAGGCCCCUGACCUGCCUGAGGAGACACUCAUGGAGCAAGAACACACAGACAUUCUCCGCAGCCUCCGGUUCACGCUGGCCUUUGUUCACUGUGUCAUGGAGAUGGCCUCCGCCAAGGGCAGCACCGGCGAGAUGGGCAGCUCCGUGGCCUCCGAAUACCAGCUGCAGGAGAGCAUCGUGGCCGACCAGAUCAGCUUGCUGAGCCGGGAGUGGAGUUAUGCCGAACAGCUGGUGUUAUACCUGAAGGUGGCAGAGCUGCUCUCCUCUGGCCUUCAGACAGCUAUCGAGCAGAUCAAAGCUGGGAGACUCUGCCUGUCAUCCACUGUCAAGCAAAUCGUGCGGAAACUGAAUGAGCUUUACAAGUCGAGCGUGUCCUCCUGUCAUUGCCUGAACCUGCAGCUGCAGAAGUUUUUUCUGGAUAAGCAGAGGCUCAUGGACCGAAUCAACAGCAUCACGGCUGAGAAGUUGAUCUUCAACUAUGCCGUGCAGAUGGUGCGCUCUGCGGCCCUGGACGAGAUGUUCCACCACCGCGAGGACUGCGUGCAGCGCUACCACAAGGCCUUGUUGCUCAUGGAGGGCCUCCAGCAGAUCCUCACAGAACAGGGGGAUGUUGAGAACAUCAAUAAAUGCAAGAUGUGUAUAGAGCGGAGACUCUCGGCCCUGCUGUCUGGCAUUUGUGCCUAAGCCCCCCGUGCAGCUUCUCUUGCCCACCCACCAGCCUUUUAUGCUUCACGGGACAGCCGUCCGCCCACCCACCAACUGUGGGUCAGUUCCUGGCAGCCGCGUGGGCAGCAGCAUCAUGUCUGCAGUCUUGGCCAGACAGACUUGUCAGGACAAAGGUUGUUGGAUCCGUCUCCGAGAAUCCACAUCCAGGUUUUGCAGCCCUGUGUGACCUCUGCCUCUCUCCCAGGAACAGAGCAAAGGAGAUGAGAAGAGACUACAGUCAGUCCCAGCUCGCUCAGCCACCCAGAAAUAGGGGAGGCCUUUCUCUCCCCAGGGGGGAGACCACAGGACUUUUGUCCCCAUUAUCCCUUGUCCUUUGAAGAGAGUCAAGCUGCUACAUAAUUAACUCUUACCAUUUCCAGGGGUCGGGCCCCUCCAUUGCUCUGUCCGUUGCAGGCAGUGGACACGGGGACACAAGGAGGGGACCCCAAGCAUGAAACCCUGACACCAGGCCAGUUAUUCCCUCUUCCCAUCCCCACCCCCACUCUCCCUGCUUUCUCUGCCAGUCAAUCACUUUUCCGAGAUGGUUCUGCCCUGACCUGGCACGCCAGCAAGCAAACUACCUGCGGAUGGCCAGAGCUAGAGCCAGCCGACCGGUGGGGUGGGGACUCCUCCCCCUCCCCCCCCAACUUUUCGCCUCAAGAACUCGGAUGAUUUUUGUGUGCUGGAUCUCUUUAACGCCAAAAUGUGCAUAUUCUUAGCGGCUUCAUCCUCAACAUGCUCAAAUGAGCCCAGAUGAAAAUGCACGUCAUCUCUUGCUUUUAAUCUGACUUUAAGGGGGAUUUAAAAAUUAAAAAAAAAAAGCCCCAUAGCCAACCCACACUAGCUUUGUGAAUCGGAAGGAGCACUUUACACGCCGUGGUUGGAGAGGAAGACCUUUGAUCACCUCUCAGGUUCCCCACAACCAUACUGACUGCUACAAAAAACUGUCCUCCCCCUUCUCCCCUCACACCCCCAGUUACUAUAUUGCACUACAAGCGUGUAUAUAUAUAUAUAUAUAAGUACGUGUGUGUGAGUGUGUGUAUGUUGUGUGUAUUUAACGGAACUGUAUCCUGUACUUGUGAUGGAAACAACAGAUGCAGCACCGCAUUGUGCCAGCUUGGGACCUGCCGUUCCAAGAGAAGAGAUACAGUCUUUUUAAUUUAAUGUUCUUUUAAGGACAGACAGUAUGAAUAUAAAGCCUCCAGGCUUUCUAAUUUCAGAACAGACGUUGAAAAAUCUCACACACUUCAGACCUAAAAAAAAAGUGUUUCUUUUUAAAGAAAAAAAAAACUUUAUAUAUAGAGAGUUUUGGUUUUCUUUUUGUUGUGGAAGGGUGGGGUGGGGCUUGGGUGUGUGGGUGAUUGUGUGAUUGUGUGAGGGAAAGCUCAGUGUUGCUUUUCUGAUAAUGAUGCCAUGGGUGAAUGCCUGGUUGCUUGCUUUGCUUUGUGUGAUCGGCGCUGGGGUCUGAUUGGCCGUCAGGUCUUCUCUGACUGAACACAGGGUCCUGGCCAGCAGUAUUGUGUGAGCCCCGUGAAGGAGUGACACAUUCACACCAUGGGCCUCCAGAAGUGGGUAUGUGGGAGGGAGUGGUGUGAAAGACCACCUCUUUCCCAAGUGAGCCCUCACUAGGUGACUAGUGACUCCCCAGACAGAGCAGUGUGGGUUGCCAUUAAAAAACAUAUGCAAAAAACCUCCCCAAAGCUUAUGUUUGGCCCUAACAUUCAACAAGGGGACCUUCCUGCCCUGCUUCCCAGGAAUGUAUUCCGGGGGGGCCCCAUCAACUUCCAGAGGUCUUUGGCAGACGGUUAAAAGGGGCCCUGUGGUCACAGCCCAGCUCUCCUGCCUUCCCCCAACCCCCUUGAGUCCAGUUUCUUGAAGAACCCCUAUCUAGGGCACGUAGUGGGUACUUUCCCCACAAGCCUGAAAGGCGGUGGAUAGCGUCUCCCCAGGAGUCUCCAACUCAGGUAACAGGGCCCUGUUGUGUGCUUGAGAAGAGAAAACCGUGUGAGUUGGUCAUCCUGGAAUCCAUCUCUCAUCUGUGAUUCAAGUUAUGUAUUGAAUGUAUCGCAAGGGUCCCAAUUCAACCUUCCUAUAGACUCAUUGCCUUUCCCCCACAAGUGGUUUACAACAAAUUUUUUAUAUAUACACACAUACAUACAUGCAUAUAUGUAUAUAGAAGAUUCACAUAGGUGUGUAUGUAUAUAUACACAGAUGUAUGUACACACAUACAUUUUUUCUCAAUACUUGAAAUUGCCACUGCUUGGAAUUAAGAUGGGGAGUGGGGAGGAUGCGCUAUUUCUUUGCCAUAACCUUGGCAACAUUUUCACCAUGAGUGCAUGUAGUGUGUUAAUUAACUUUCCCUGCUGAUUAGCAAUUUCUUGCUUUGUAGUCCAUGAUGGAAUGCAAACAAAUCUCAACAGCAAAACCCCAAGAUUGUUGCUGACAUCCUCCAUGUUCCAGAGUUGUGUCUGUGGCCACAUUUGUGUGUUGUUACUAGUGUCUUAAUAGGUUUUAAGAGCCCUCGGACUAACGAAUGCAUAGCUUCAGGAUUGCGUGGAAAAGACAUCCUGUUAGUUUUCACGGUAAUUAAUGCUUGAUAUGUGUGGUGUGUGUUUUUUUUUUAAGGUUCUGUUUGUGUGACCCCGCCCCCCCUUUUUUUUUCCUUUAAAUUGUGUAAUAUCAAUUUAAGUAAAUAAAAUGAUUUGAAAUUGUU
Molecule: messenger RNA, 6839 nt
Organism: Dromiciops gliroides (monito del monte)
Lineage: Eukaryota; Metazoa; Chordata; Mammalia; Microbiotheria; Microbiotheriidae
Gene: ULK1
Product: unc-51 like autophagy activating kinase 1
Exons: 29
Coding region: 899-4105 (1068 amino acids)
Biological process (GO): positive regulation of autophagy; peptidyl-serine phosphorylation; autophagy
Cellular component (GO): autophagosome; cytoplasm
Molecular function (GO): protein serine/threonine kinase activity; ATP binding
Source: RefSeq, a predicted model, not a curated record